AUGUGGCUGCAGAACCUGCUUCUCCUUGGCACUGUGGUUUCUAGCAUCUGUGCACCCGCUGACCUGCUCAGCCCUGUCACCAGGCCCUGGAAGCACAUGGAUGCCACCAUCAAGGAAGCCAUGAGCCUCCUGAACCACAGCAGUGACCCAGCUGCUGUGAUGAAUGAAUCCGUAGAAGUUGUCUAUGACGAGUUUACGUUCCAGGAGCCGGUUUGCCUGCAGACCCGCCUGAAGCUGUUCGAGAAGGGCCUGCGUGGCAGCGUGGCCAGGCUCAAGGGCUCCUUGACCAUGUUGGCCAGAUACUACAAGCAGCACUGCCCGCCAACCCCAGAAACUUCCUGUAUGACCCAGAUGGUCACCUUCAAAAGAUUCAAAGAGAUCCUCAAGGGCUUUUUGUUUGACAUCACUUUGAACUGCUGGGAGCCAAUGGAGGAGUGAGGCGGCCAGGCCAGCCCUGGAGUUCACCAUGAGCAUGCCGCAGCCUCACCUGGAAAGAGGCAGAAACUCAAGACCUUCCCUCGAGGGACCAAAGGGGCG
Molecule: messenger RNA, 537 nt
Organism: Octodon degus (degu)
Lineage: Eukaryota; Metazoa; Chordata; Mammalia; Rodentia; Octodontidae
Gene: Csf2
Product: colony stimulating factor 2
Exons: 4
Coding region: 1-438 (145 amino acids)
Biological process (GO): myeloid cell differentiation; immune response
Cellular component (GO): extracellular region
Molecular function (GO): granulocyte macrophage colony-stimulating factor receptor binding; growth factor activity; cytokine activity
Source: RefSeq, a predicted model, not a curated record